This is a messenger RNA of Drosophila guanche, 1419 nucleotides long. RefSeq names its product testis-expressed protein 9. Lineage: Eukaryota; Metazoa; Arthropoda; Insecta; Diptera; Drosophilidae. Bases 169 to 1347 code for a protein of 392 amino acids. The record is from RefSeq and is a predicted model, not a curated record. The transcript has 2 exons.
GGCGACAACUCAUUCGAAAUAGCCACCGAAUAUAUCCAGGAAAACUAGUUUCGAGGAUAAAUUCUAUGUGUACGAGGUCUUGGGAUAAAUAUUGCUAGAAUUGUUUGAAGUAUUAGCUACGGAGAGAGCAGAUUGAAGCACUGUUCCAACGACUAAUAUUCAACCUCAAUGGCAGAGUUAUUGUCACGCGAGAAGGAACUUUUCAAGAUGAAUCAGGAGCUCAACUUGUUGACCCUGACCCCUGGCGGGAUAUCAGAUGUCAUUUACCCGGCGAAGGGGCCGUCGGGACUCGCACUCAGGACGCGAACUGACACCUUCCACCGGCAAAAGGGGCCGAGUACGCUGCUCAAGAAGAAGGGCGCCCAAACGAAGAUGGUGUCCAAGGCAAUGGGAUCAGGCUCUGUCACGCCACCGGGCAGGAACUCGCCACCGGCGCCCGCGUCCACUCUGCUGAACAGUUCGAAGACGCCGGACUGGAAGAAGGGAGAGUCCAUGGGUCCUCCAUCGCCCACGACGGCCCGCUUCGAGAACAAGUUCAGCACAUUCACGCGGGUCCCGAGCAGCAAGACGGCGACGGUCGUGAAGUAUCGUAACCCCAACUUCAGCGAUAGCACCUCGCUGGACAUGAUACUGCUCGACAACGCGAGCAUUAAGUCGGAUCAAAUGGAGAUGGAGGUCACCCAGAGACGGGAGAGCACCACUGUGGUCAAUGGCCAGGCCAAGAAGCAGCUGACCCAGGAUAACUUCAUCAAAUUCCUGAAGGCAAAGGUAGCCAUACUCGAGGAGGAUCAUGCCCAGCAUGCCGGUGAGCUGGGACGCCAGAAGGAGAAGCUGGACCAGGCACUGGAGGGGCUACGCAAGUCCGAGAGUCAGCGGGAUCAGAGCCUGAACUCCAACAAGCAUUUGUCGGAGCAGCUGCAGCGGGCCGAGCAGCAGUACGAGGAGGCCAGCCGGCGCCUGAAGGAGCGCCAGCAGGAGUUCACCAGCCAGCAGCGAGAACUGGAGCAGCUCAAGCGCGACAACAAGGUGCUGAAGCAGGGCAAUACUAAUCUGGAGAAUCGUCUGACACGCACCCAGGAGGAGGCCGAGUCCGCCCGCCAGGCCCUCAGCAAAAUGCGAGAGGAGCAACGGGACGAAUUGGAUACGCACCGCAACGAGCUGAAGGCAAAGGAUAGCCGCAUCAGGGCUCUGAAGCGGCAACGAGGUGACCUCCUGAAUGCCUACAAGAAGCAGCUGUACAUGAUAGACAAUCUGAAGCGGCAGACCAGCUGCAUGGAGCAGUCGGUGGCCAUUGGCUGCGGGGAGAAGGAGUUCAACAAGGUGCUCGAGUGGAACGCCAAGACGUAGUUUGGAUUUUAGCUAGAAUUUCAGACAGCAAUGUAUAUAAAUGAAUGGCAAUUAAAUUUUAUGGUACAGGUC